AUGGCGAAUCACUCAGGCGAGGACCUGGGGCUAGGAGCUGGCCGUUGUGCUGAACUGAAGGGCUCGCUGGGGGAAACGUCGUUGUCUGCGUCCUUUUGCCUGGCGGCCUGCCUGCCAUUGCCCGGGCUACCCCAGCGCUAAGCAGUUCUUAAGGGGAAACAUGGAACUCAGAAGGGGAAAGACCUUCAUAAAAUCCAGUCUGCAGAUUUCCAAUGAAAAACCAACAGUGGGAGAGGCUGCCUUCCGAAGUAAGGAAGUUGGGGCUCUCAGGCCAAGGCUAGAAGGAACUGAUGGAAGGCCCUUAGAAGAGGAGAGUCAGAAAGCAGGUUUGGCCUCCCAAAAACAUUACAGGCUUUCCAGCAAGGUGACCCGUUUGACACCUGAUGAAGACCUUGGGGCCUCUUGUGGGUCUUCCUAUAAACUGGUGCGGAAGAGCAAGACUCAUGACUGUGUGAUGGGAGCAGACAAGCCUAUAGGGAGGCUGGUCAACAGUAUUAGCUUUUCUGGUCUAGGAAGUCACCCAGGAGCCCAUGGUAGGAGAGCACCAGUGGGCAGCCCUAGCCCAUCCAGUUGUAGUGGUCAGCAAAUGAUUGAUUACCGUCACUUUGUACCCCAAAUGCCCUUUGUGCCAGCUGUAGCCAAGAGCAUCCCCAGAAAGAGAAUUUCUCUGAAGAGAUCCAAGAAGGGGUUCCGGGAUAUAUUCCACAUUAAGAAGAAUAAGUCAGAGAGUCUGGCUAUGCUGAUGGGGAAAGGCAAAAACCUUCCAUCUCCAGGAUGUGAGGGGGAAAUACCUGAAAGACUAAGUAAGUCCUUCUUCAAACCUGGGGAAACAUUGGCUGCUGAUAGCUUGGCUCAGGACUUGUCUGACAGUGAGAUACAGUCUGAUUCUUCCUAUGACUACUGUGGGGCCUUAUGUGAAGAUGUAGCUUCCCUUAAAAGCUUUGAUUCUCUUACUGGCUGUGGGGAGAUUUUUGCUGAUGAGGUAUCAGCCUCACUAGAGCUGGAGGGCAGCCAGGAGAUUUUGACCCGGAGACCAAGAGCCAGAGAGAACACAUCUGCCAUGGGCUCUUUCCAGGGUGGGGUAGAACAACUGGCCUCACCAGCUCAGAAUGAGGCUACUGACUUUGCCAAGUUCUGGGACAACAUCAACUGGUCAGUGAGGCAACACCAAAGUGCGUUGUUUGAUCGCAAACUAGAGGGCUCCAAGGGUAGUGAUGCUGGAAGACCCAAAUAUGAGCCAGCCAUGCUGGCUGAUCUUCCACUGUCUCCUGGUGGUGGCCCUGACAGUUCCAAAGAUAGCUCCAUAGACACUGGAACUCCAAAGAGUGAGCAUCAGGAAUCCACCUCCACCAGUGAUGAAGGCUAUUAUGAUUCUUUUUCCCCAGGUCUAGAGGAUGAUGGAAAGGAGAUCCAAAGCCCAGGGGUGCCCAAUGGCCGGUUCCCUCGGGAUAGCUAUAGUGGCGAUGCCCUUUAUGAGCUCUUCUAUGACCCCAGUGAGGCCAAGAUCAGCCCCAUCAUAGAUGAUGAUUUGUGUGUGUCAGAGAGCCUUUCUGAGCAGGCUGUUGAAAUUCCCCUGUCUAUCUACAGUUUCCACGUAGGGGCUGAGGAGAACCUGGCUCCUCAGCCAGCCCUGGACAUCAUCAGCCAGAGUUUUCUGCACAGCACUUGGAAAGGGAAGGAGUGCCUCUUGAAGCUAUGUGACACAGAGCUCUCCCUCACCAUGGGCAUCAUCAACUGGCUCCGCAGAAACCCAGAGCUUGUUUCUCCCUCAGAUCGGGCCCAGACCCUGCCAUCACCAGUAAAGGAAAGUGGUGACCCUUCUGUCUGCUUGGGCCUCCCAUUAGGCCAAGAAGCAGGAGGAGCAACUAUUAGCAUGGGAUCUGGGAAUGAGGGUUCAAGUGAGAAGGAAACUGACAACCAAGAACCACUGUCUUGCCCAGAGCAAGUAAUCAACAGGAGACAUUCUAACCAUGAGACAGUAGAAAAACAUAAAGAAGUACCUCAAAGGGAAGAUCAUUCUCCUGGGACCCCAGAUGAAGGGAAUACAUGUGCCUCAGAUGUGGUCAGGUCCUGGAUGUCUACUAUGCCUCAUUUAGCAGCUGGAGGAUGGCAGAUGUACAUGCCUGAGAAGGAUCUGGGUUCCAAUGAGAGCAGGACUCUGGGUGAGGCCCCUCUAGCCACUGGAGAUCCAUUGAAAGAGCUUCUCCAUCACCCCUCACAGGUAUCCACAGAGAAAGGAAAAGGUCAGUCUUCAUUAGAGACUUCCUCUUGGCCAGUAGAGGCAGGAGAAGUCACUCUGGCAGAUGCCUUGGAUGAACACAAAGCCCUGAGUCCCUCUUCCUGCCCUAGUGCCCAUGAAAAGCCAAGUCCACCCUUGAGCCUAAGAUGCUUCCAAAGGCAGACCAGUCCUGUCCUUAAGAGGGGUGAGCCAGACAUAAUGCCUGUCCUGGAAAGCUGCAUGACACAGGUGGCAUCCCUGAAGAUAAGCUAUGAAAACAACCCCCUAGCUGAGUGGUGCCUCCGGAAGGAAGAGGGCAGUACUCUGUGUAAGAGACAGAAGGUAGGGAGCCACUGUGUCUUGCUACAAAAUGAAUGCAAUUGUAACCCCGCUGGCUCUGGAUAUCCCCUUCUCUCUCCAACCAGAAAGCUUCAAGAAGUGCCCACGAGCCCAGAUGAAGGGCUAAGUCCCUGGCAUAAUCAGAAAUGCCAGGCAAGCUUCUUAAAACACAUGAGACAAGUCUCAUCAAAUAAGAUCAACUUUGAAUAUGCUCAGCUGAAUGGUCAAACCCUUUCCUACAUCCAGGAUCUUCACCUCCCCCUCAGCCCUGGAGACCCCUCUGGGGUCACACAGGAGGACCAAACAAAAUUCAUACCUCUCUUUGCCUCCAGUGGCUCAGUUAGGCCAGGAGCAGCCUUCCCUCAGGCCUCAUGUGCAGGUAGCAGCAGCUCCCCACAAAACUUGUGCCCAUGUUCAGACAUAAAGAUACCUGGUCCUACCUCUGGGAGCUCCCUGGAAUGUCAUCACAACCUUCUAGCCCGUGUGGGGGCCCUCCCCUGUCAUGCUGAGGUGAUGGCUGCAAGCCCAGCCAUGGCCGAGACCAACCUAUAAGAGCCUCUCUAGCGAAAGGAGGAGCAGCAUCAAGGAAUUGGCAUAGAAAUCAUCCUGACUCCUCAGCUGGGCCCUUCCCAAGGUUGUCAUGCUUACACUAGAGUGGAUCCAACAUCCAACAUAACAAACCUUCUUUUCCUGGACACAAAGAAGCAGAAUAUUUUUCUGUGAAUUCAAAUCCUCUUGCUACCCCUGGUGAAACAAGUCCAGGGCUGUCAGAUCAGGUCUUCUCAAAAUCUGUGCAUCCAUGAGGCCAGAAUGACUCAUGGCCAGGUUUGAAAAUUGACUUUGGCAUCUGUGGAGGUUUUACAAUCAGUUGUCCUGUUUGGGAUUUAACUAUCUUCCAGUUGUUUGGUUACGUUGCAGACUCAUAGUCAUAUAAAAUGUCAUUUUUGUUCAAAAUUGUAAAUAUGGGGCAGGUAAGCACUGAUGUUUUUUUAAUGGACAUGUCAGUCAAUCUGUUUUUUUCCCCACUGGAUUCUGUAUACUUUGUAUAUUUCCACUGAAAGUCUACAUGUGACUUGUCUAAAAAUGAUAUGAUGAACAGCAUUUUGAUAACAGCUCUUUUAUGGUUUGAUUUUAUAAUAGAGACAGUAUUUGUAUGUUGAUUUACCUCCUGGUGCCUGCCCCCAACCACCCAAUUCUUUGGAAAUGUGUAGUGGAAAUGUAAAAACCAAAAGGUUUUUUUACCAGCAUCUCGGGGAGAUCAGCUACCAUGUUUUCAUUUACAGGGUAAAACAUAUUACAAAAGAAAAAUAAAUCUAAGGGAAUGUUCAGAUUUCUUAUUAUAUACAGAUUUGCUUGCUUCAAGUAUUGCUUGGAAUAUUCAAGUCAUAGGCAGAGUCUUACAAAUCUGUGGAAGCCUAGCUGACUGGGCCAUAAGAUCACUGCCCAGUGACCAUCUGUUGCUAACUGAGGGCAGCUGACCUAAAUUGUACAUAUAGUGCCUAGGAGGAAAUAGCCUCUGAAAUGCAAGUCUUGCAUAUCGAAACCUAUGACAAUGACAAGUCAUCGGUUAUUCAGAACUCUUUGUUGUAAUAGAAUUUCAUCCAGGAUAGUAGCCAAGGCUUGGAGUAUUGCCAUCUAAUAUGAUUCCUGAGUACCUAUAAUAAAUAUGGGGCUGGUGGAGACAAGAGGAGUAGUUGUCUGACCUAUUGCUGGGGCAUAUCUUCUCCUUCUAUUUCUCCUCUCUCUUCUCUUUCUCUCCUCCCCACUCAAGAAAACUCUAACUCUGAAGCUGAUCUCAACCAGGUAGAUAUUUGACUAAAGCAACUGACACUAAGAAAUCAGUCAGUCAGUCAACAAGCAUUUAUUAAGCACUAUGUGCCAGGCAUUAUGAUAAGUUCAGGGGAUACAAAGAAAGUCAGAAACAGUGAAUGAAUAUGUUUAACUCUUGUCGAGGUCUGCAUGCCCCCAAAAUAUAAGCUCUAGCUUAUAAAUCUAGAGUUGGUAGUACGUGAUUGGGGGGUGGUAGUGGAGAUUUCUUUUUGGUCUUGCAAGUAUAAGGGGAAAAAGGGUCCUGGUAUUCCUUGCUCAAUCUCCCUGUCCUUCAAAGAAGUCUUUUAUAAAGUGAGAAAGUUGGACUAGAAGAUAUCUAAGAUUUCUUUUAUCUCUAAGUCUGAUUAUCCUAUGAUCUUUUGUAAGAAACUAUAGGAAGGAUGGAAUUUAAAUACAAAUUAAGCAGUUAUUGGAGAGAGUGUGUAUUAGCUGGAAAAAUUCUUUUUUUUUGUGGGGCAAUAAAGAUUAAGUGACUUGCUCAGGGUCACACAGCUACUAAGUGUCAAGUGUCUGAGACUGGAUUUUUGAACUCAGGCCUUCCUGAAUCCAGGGCCAGUGCUUUAUCCACUGCAUCACCUAGCUGUCCCAAAAAUUCCAAUUGAGCAAUAGAGAGAAUCCAGGAAUAGGGAAGAGAAUUAUGUACCGUGAGUGACUUUUGGUCUCUGGUUGACCCUAUAGGUCUAAGAUGAUUGUAAGAAUUCAAUUUUUGAAUACUAUUCAGUUUGGAGAACAUUCAACAGAGUAGUCUUUUCACAUUGUGAUCUCAUCCAAGUAAAGAAUCAUUCUAUCAUUCUGUUGGUGAUUAGGCUCAGUAUAAAGGGACCCCAGAAGGCCAAUUUGGCCAAAGUUUGAAAUGAAAAUGGUUCUAGAGUAGCCUUAGCCAAGUGAGUGGUGUCAUGGUCUCAUAUGAGUACUUGAACACCUCUUUGUUUUCUCUGGUCUUGUCCUUGAAGAUGGUUCCUAAGAUCAAGAGAAGUUUUUGCAUUGUGUUAAAUUUGCAUGUCUGAACUUGGGACCACUCCAUUCAACAGAGCCUGUUACAUGGAACUUUUAUUUAUGAUAGAAAAUCCAACAAGUUUUGGCCCUUUUGGUAGUAUUCCCAGGUAGGGUAUGGGGUUAGAUGAGAAGAUGAAAUAGCAUCAAAAGACAAAUGGAUUUCUUUCACAAGCUCUGUGUCUUUCAAGGCACAUGAUCUACUGUUCUCAUUAGCAUCCUAGAUGAUAAUUAAAUUAAACAGGUUAAUGAUGAUGGGUCUACCUUCCAACUGCUCAUCAAAACAUGGCCUCUUUUUUUUGACUUGACUCACUGACUUUGAUGACUCUGUAAAUGCUCUAAACGCAGACUGGGAUGCAUUGAGAAUAAGUUUCUUUUGAAGAAAAAGGCUGCUUUCUUCUAAUGAUGACAUGAAAAAGACUUGCUUUGGAGAGAGUACAGGCCAUUGGAACUGUUCAGGCCAGGGAAGCCCUUCUGUUGGCCUCCUUAAUCUGUUGGACCCCUGGGGACUCUUCAGUCCCAGUGCAUUAGCAUUACUUAAGAUACAUGCAUGGGAAGAAUAUAAAUGAGAAGUGUGUACAUACAGUUUCUUUGUGUCCCCUUGAAGAAUUCAGUAGUUAUACUGUUCUUUAUUAUGCCCCAACAGUGCACACCUAUUGCAUGUUUAGAAGUAAAAACAUAGUAACUACAGCUUAUAAAAUGACUCCUUGUGUUAGGUAAAUACUGCCAGAAUCUUUAACUGUCUCCAACUUGGUUCCUAUCUAAAGACAGGAACUGCAUGUCUUCUAAUUCUGUCUCCAAUAUUUUAUUCACUCCCCAGACAUGAUGGACACUAAUGCAUGUUCUAGGAAUGCUGGGUAAGUGUGAUGUGAUGACUUAGAGUCAUUUGUAAUAGAUUUUCAUUAAUAAGACAUCAGUAUCAAAUAUCCUUGGGGAAUAGACAUGUUUUGCUUUUGCUUGCAAGUGGUUUUCAAAAUUGUGUGAUUAAAAAUAAAAGUGAUUUAUAAGUUGCCAAGGUUCUUGGGUAAAUGGAAAAUCAAGCACUCUUUUAUUGGUUGAAAAGACAGGGUAGUGUAGCAGACAGAGAACACUGCAUCUAGAGUCAGAGGACCCAAGAUUGAUGUCUAUUUGCUCUGAUUGUGGGAAAGAUGCUUGACCUCUGACCCCAGUUUCCUCCAUUAUAAAACAUGGAUAAUGGAAAUUUACAUUUUGUACAUCUCAGUAUUAUUGUUAACAACAUACUACAUAAAACUGAGUUUAUUAUUUACCCCCUUGGCUCUGAUCACCAGAUUGUGUAGCGGUAUUUUCAAUGACAAUGGUGUUGGGGAGAGGACUAAUAUCUGAUUUGUGGAUUAGCUAUGUUAUGGCUGGGUUUUUUGAGCAUAAUUGAUAUAUUUCAAGAAUAAGGGUGUUUUGAAGGAGAAAGGGGGAUGCAAGGGGAGGAAGGUCAGAUGAGCUAGAAUCUGACCAAGAGUGAUGUAUAUCUUCUCAUUUCCACCCAAUAAAACUCAAAUUCUCUCAGAGCAAGAUAUGAGAUUAAAUGAAUCAGCAUAAAAGUAGAAGAAAUGACAUCUAGACUUAAGCCUCGCUGUUAUGGUGCCCCUGAAAUAAGAACUUGAGCUUGCACCCCUGAAGGAUAGAAUGUGUUUGGCAAGAUGGCUAUGGUGGUUGUGAAGAUACUGAUGUUCCUUGUUUAGCCUUCCUGCACCAUUAAUGAGCCCAAGAGGAAAGCAAAUACCAUUGUAUCAGUCUUGUUGUACACAUACACCUCUUGUACCCUUGAAGUCACCACAGGAAGGGAAGAGGCUCAGUAAAAAUGAAAUAUCCCAUUACUGGGAAAGGUGAGUUUUUUCUGGGUUUAGUUAGUAUAUUUAAGGGGUGUGUUGCUCCUAUCUAAUACAUUUAUCAUAUAUUAUAUUUAUCUAUCUAUGUAUUUUAUUACCCUAUUGGAAUAUAAGCUCCAUGAAGAAAGUGUGUUUUAUCUAAACUUCCCUUCCCUCCAGCACCUACUACAGUCUUAUGUACACAAUAGGUGUUUAAAAAGUGUUUGUUGAAUUGAGUUGAUUUAUUAUAUCCGAAGCUUAGUAAUAAUGAAUCAAGUCAUAAGGGUUUUUUCUCAAACAUACUUUUGCUGCUUGGAAGAGUGAAAGGACUUAGAAAUGAAAAUGAAAAUUUAAGUUUAAUUAAUAAUGAUGAUGACCACAAAUAUUAUAAUAAACCCCUUUUAAAUUGGCACUUUAGGGUUUACAAAGCCCUUUUUCUCACACCAGUCUGAGAGGCAGGGUGUAAUUCUAUAGCAGUUAAUAAAAUCCUAGUUAUUCUUUCUUCAGGUACAAUUUAUUUAUUCCUCCAUUCAAUAUAUAUUCAACAAAAGAUGUCCAAGACUCUAUUCUUGGUGCCAGAAAAGAUACAAAGGUAUAUAAGAAUCCCUUCCACUCCCCCCAAGGAAUUUAUAGCUUAGUAUUUUUUCAUUUGGGACUUUUGACUCAAGAAGAAUGGGGACACGUGGUAUAGUAGAAAGAACAUGUGAUUUAGAGUAAGAAGACUUUAGGUCCUAGCCCAGCCACUUAUUGGCUAAGGGACCUUGAAUAAGUCAUUGCAGAGAAUCACCUAAGUGGAAAGUACCUCAUUUUAUAAAUACAAACUAUUAUUAUUCAUACUUUGGGCUUUAAUAACUGGUUGGUGUGGAAAGCUUUUUGUUUUUUAAUGACAAUGUUGGUGAUAGGACUAAUAUCUGCUACAUAGAUUAACUGUUAUAACUGUUUUUUUUUUCUGAAGACAGUUGGAUAUUUCAAGGGUAAAGUGUUUUGUAGAAGGAAAAAGGGGAGAAUGUAGAGGGGGGUGGUCAAGGGUCACAAGAGGGAAUAUUAUUUAGUACAGCUUGUACCUGAGAAACAUUCCUUUCUACCAUAUACGUGACAAAGGGUCAUAGAUCUUUUGCUUGAAGAAUCCUGUGAGGGAUAACUCAGUACCUUCCAAGGUCUUCCACAUCUGGAGAGCUCUAAUUAUUAGAAUUUCUCCCCCCUUCACCUCCUAGAUAGUCUAAGAUCUCCCCAACCAUAAUAAUGUAUGAUUCUGUAACAUGACUGACGUUACUCAUUGUGUUGAUAUUGCGAUUAAAAGCAAUGUUGUACCCAUUGAAAGUCCUAACACUCCCCCGUUGUGUUGUGGAAACAGUCUACAAAGCAUUUGAAUCAACCAGCAAUAAAGAAAACCAGUUUCAUUAAAUACUGUUUUUGGAUAAAAAAAAAUAAAUGCAGCCUUAUGUUGA
This is a messenger RNA of Dromiciops gliroides (monito del monte), 8651 nucleotides long. It is a transcript of the gene AMER3, whose product is annotated as APC membrane recruitment protein 3. NCBI's taxonomy places the organism in Eukaryota, Metazoa, Chordata, Mammalia, Microbiotheria, Microbiotheriidae. Gene Ontology annotation, molecular function: phosphatidylinositol-4,5-bisphosphate binding; beta-catenin binding. Bases 161 to 3109 code for a protein of 982 amino acids. The record is from RefSeq and is a predicted model, not a curated record. The transcript has 3 exons. Gene Ontology annotation, cellular component: plasma membrane. Gene Ontology annotation, biological process: regulation of canonical Wnt signaling pathway.